AUGGCGUCCAGAAAGGUCUCAACUCUAAAGUUCGUGGGAACCGUCUCGCUCGGCCUACUCACCGGCCUCUCCUACACACUCAGCACCCUCACAAUCCCAACCCUCCUCGCCCUCCCCUCGGCAAGCAGCGCCUCUCGAGCCUUCACCAGCCUGUCCACGCUCUCCCCAAACCACCUCACAGCACUCACGAGCAUCUCCAGCGCCUCCUUCUUCCUCGCCUACCUACUGUCGCCACGGAGCCAAAAACACCCCUACCUACUCUGGACAACCAUUAUCGUCGCAUCGUCCGGCCUCACCGAUCUCAUGCUCAAACCCGCGGUGCGCGCCAAGAAAACCGUGCCCAAGAGGGACACCAAGGGGAAGGGUCGGCAGAUGGAUGCGAGUUACGAGGUCCUGGGCGCUAGUGAUAGGGAUAGUGAGGGUACGGCGAGUGGGGAGGAGACGGACGAGGAUGUUAAUGGGGAGGAUGUGCGGGAGCAGAUGGAGGGGUUUAUGAAGAGGCAGAUUGCGACGACUGUGCUUGCUGGUCUUGGAUUUGCCAUGAGCGUGGUUGGGAUCUGGGGUGAUGGUGCUGCGGACCUGGUGGUUAUUGAGAUGUGA
Messenger RNA from Lachnellula hyalina, 600 nucleotides. RefSeq lists its product as uncharacterized. The record is from RefSeq and is a predicted model, not a curated record. The coding region runs from base 1 to 600 and encodes 199 amino acids. Lineage: Eukaryota; Fungi; Ascomycota; Leotiomycetes; Helotiales; Lachnaceae. Gene Ontology annotation, cellular component: mitochondrion. The transcript has 2 exons. Gene Ontology annotation, biological process: autophagy of mitochondrion.